Cuscuta epithymum is the source of this 4153-nucleotide messenger RNA. The record is from the annotation of a GenBank genome assembly. NCBI's taxonomy places the organism in Eukaryota, Viridiplantae, Streptophyta, Magnoliopsida, Solanales, Convolvulaceae.
AAGAAAAUGACUAGAAAUGAUCCACUACAUCGCCAAUCCCUAAAACGGACAAAUUAGUGAUGAAGUUGAUGUGUGUGCAUAUUCAUAACUACGUAGAACUAGGGAGUAUAGUUUGCAGAUCCAAUGAUUGAUUAUAAAUUUAUAUGUAUAGUUGAAGUUUACGUUGAUCACUAAGUCGUAAAGUAUGAUUUUUUGUAUGAAAAUUUUUGUGGAGAUUCACCCAGAAAAUAGAAAAAAAUAAAUCAUACAAUGUGACAUUGAGGUUACAAAUAUGGAGAAAUUGUGUCAUGUUUCAGUUUAAGGUUGUGAGAAAAAGAAAAUAUGAUCAUUAUGAAGAUAAGAAGUGAGAUACAUACAUUCUUGAGAGGAUACAAUAGAAGAGGAUCGAAGAAAUAUAUUACUCCCUCCGUCCCGCUAAGAUUGUCUCAUUUUAAUUUACCUUUUCGGGAAAUCCCACUACGAUUGUCUCAUACCAAAUUUGGUAAAGUUCAUGUGGCUCUAAAUCAUUCUUACUUUAUUUUUACUUUAUCAAUUUAGAGCCCGUUUGGAGACCUCUUUUUUUCGGCUUAUCAGGCUUAUCAGCCAGCUUUUUCACCAAAUACGUAACUUUUACUUUUGUGUGCUGAAUUGUGUAAUAAGCAGAAAAAGUAAGGUUGAAGUUACUUUUCUGGCUUUAUUGGCUGAAGUUACUGCAGAGGACUAUUUUAGCUAUUUUACAUGUAAUUUUUUCUAUAAUUUAUUAAUAAAUUAUAUUUUUAAAAUAUUUUUUUCUUGAAUCAGCAGAAUCAGCCAAAACAGCCACUUCAGCCAGAAUUUCAUAAAUUUCAGCAGAAUCAGCCAAAACAGCCGAUUUUCGUGCUACCAAACGAGCUCUUAAUAUCAACCACAAAAACCACUUUUCUUAAUAAUCGUGCCACUUUCUCUUGUCCAAAUCUUAGUGGGUCGGAGGUAGUACAUGUCAAUUAAAUACGAGAAAAUAUACUACAACCAUAUAUAAAAUACUAACAAAACAUCCUAUAAUGAAAAUAGACUCUGCAUAAGAACAUAGGGUAAAUGGGACAAUCGCCCCUAACGUGAUCAUCAUUUUCAAGCUCAGGACAUUUGGGGCUGCUCACAUCUAUCACUCUAUCAAUUUGUUUAGCUACCCGUGCCGUGUCCAACCAUGAAAUCCGCUAUAGCCGGCAUACCCUGCACAUGUAAAAACCAUGAUGACAGUGUCCACCACAUUUUCACAAUGGUCCGAGUGACGUUUCUUUGAGUGCAAUAGUUUAAACAUAGAGGCCUGCAUAUAUAUGUGAUAAAAUGUUUAUAAAACUAUGCAAAUUCUGAGCUAAUGUACUGAAUAACAAAUUAGAAUUACAAGAAGAUGAAGUAUAUAUACUUGUGCACUCAUGACUAGGCAAGAGCACAUUAGCACCCAUCUUCGUCCAAAAAAAGGAAUGAGAACGAAUCUCGCGAGAAGCGUGAACCCGAAGACACAAAAGGUUGCUACCAUGGAUGCUAACAUGGGCUCCUAAUCUCGAAAACCUAAUGAUUCUAAAACUAAUGGUGCAUAAAAAGCUAAUGGUGAAAACCCUAUAAGUUUGGGAAUGAGAUCGACCAUAGCUCACUACAAAUACACUAGUUCUUUUUAUAUCUUCCUACAAUGUCACGAAAGGGCCUAUCAGAUUCUAUUAUUUCCCUAUAUUGAAUCCUUUUAAGGAAAUUAAAACAAAAACAAGAAGAAGUAGGGAACACACGGCUAGAAGUAUAAAAGCCACAAUCCAGUUUUUAUGUGAAUUAUAUCUUAAUUUACGAUAAUAUAUAACUAAACUUAGAGGUGGGCCAAAUGCAUUUGCAGAGUUGCAUAUAUUCUCAAUCCGUGUGGAGAAAUGUUUGAGGCCCAUUUGAAUAUAAUAUAUAGGUCAUGCCGAUAUAUUAUAUUCAAAAGGGCCCCGAGCAUUUCUUCACACUAAUUGAGAAUAUAUGCAACUCUGCAAAUGUCUUUGGCCCACCUCUAAGUUUAGUUGUAUAUUAUUGUAUAUGAUGAUAUAAUUCACAUAAAAAUUGGAUUGUAGCUUUUAUAGUUCUAGGUGUGUUUGUCCCACUUCUUCUUGAUUUUGUUUUAAUUUCCUUAGAAAGCAUUCUGAAAAGAAAAAUAAUAGAAUCUGAUAGGCCCUUUUGUGACAUUGUAGGAAAAUAUAGAAGAAGUAGUAUAUUUGUAGUGAGCUAUGGUCUCAUUCCAAAACUUAAAUGGUUUCCACCAUUAGCUUUUUAUGCACCGUUAGUUUUAGAUUCAUUAGGUUUUCGAGAUCAAGAGCCCAUAUUAGCACCCAUGGUAGCAGUCUUUUGUGUCUUCGGGUUCACGCUUCUCGCAAGAUUCAUUCUCAUUCCUUCUUUUGGAUGAAGAUGGCCGGGUGCUAAUGUGCUCUUGCCUAAUCAUGAUUGCACACGUAUAUAUUCUUCAUCUUCUUGUAAUUCUAAUUUGUUAUUUAAUACAUUAGCUCACAAUUUGCAUAUUUUUAUUAACAUUUUAUCACAUAUAUACUGCGGGCUGCUAUGUUUCAACUAUCGCACACAACGAAAUGUCACCCGAGCCAACCUGGAAAUGUGGUGACAACUGUCAUCAUGGUUUUGACAUGUGCAGGGUAUGCCGGUUGUAGCGGAUUUUAUGGUUGGACACGACAUGGGACAGCUAAACGAAUUGAUAGAGUGAUAGAUGCGAGCAGGCCCAAAUGUCCUGAGCUUGAAACUUAUGAUCUCGUUAGGGGCGUUUGUCCCAUUUACCCUCUGUUCUUAUGCAGAGUCUAUUUUCAUGAUAGGAUGUUUUGUUAGUAUUUUAUAUAUGGUUGUAGUAUUUUUUUUUGUAUUUUACUGGCAUGUAAUAUAUUUCUUCGAUCCUCUUCUAUUGUAUCCUAACAAGAAUGUAUGUAUCUCACUUCUUCUCUUCAUAUUGAUCAUAUUUUCUUUUUCAAUCACAACCUUAAACUGAAACAUGACACAUUUCUCCAUAUUCGUAAUCUCAAGGUCACAUUGUAUAAUUUAUUUUUUCUAUUUUCUGGAUGAAUCUCCACAAAAAUUUUAAUACAAAAGUCAUACUUUACUAGUUACUGAUCAACGUAAAGUUCAACUAAAUGUAUAAAUUUAUAAUCAAUCAUUGGAUCAGCAAACUAUACUCCCUAGUUCUACGUAGGUAUGAAUAAUAUGCACAGACAUCAACUUCAUCACUAAUUUGUAGUGGGUCAUUUUCUUUUGGCAUAACAGAGGCUAGCUUGAAAAUCAUUGCCCUUGUUGACGCUGCAAUGUAUCGGCGACUUGUAGGCCGUUUGUUAUAUCUCACUGUCACACGGCCUGAUAUUGUCUUCCCAGUAAAUCAGCUUAGUCAGUUUCUCUCACAACCACACCAAUCGCACCUGGAUGCAGCACAUCAAGUACUUCGAUAUCUCAAAGCUACUCCAUGAAUGGGAAUUUUCCUUUCCUCGAACCCGGAUCUUUCACUAGAGGGUUUCUGCGAUGCUGAUUGGGCCAGUUGCUCCUUCACUCGACGCUCUAGUUCUGGUUACUUCAUCACCUUAGGUGGAUCACCUAUUUCCUGGCGUACAAAAAAAGAAACUGUGGUCUCUCGCUCAUCUGCCGAGGCAGAAUAUCGGGGCUAUGGCUGUUGUUGUUAGUGAAAUAAUCUGGUUGCGUUGGUUGCUUCGUGAUUUUGGGGUCUUCUCUGUCACACCCACGUCGUUAUUUUGUGACAAUCAGGCAGCCCGUCACAUUGCUACUAAUCCAGUAUAUCAUGAACGCACCAAACAUGUUGAGAUGGACUGUUAUUUUGUUCGGGAGCGUGUUAUGAGUCACGAGAUUCAGCCACAACCAAUCUCUACUCAACAUCAAGUUGCUGACAUCUUCACAAAGGCUCUUGGCAGUGAGCAAUUUCAGUACCUUUGUUCCAAGCUGGGUGUUCGAGAUCUACACACUCCAGCUUGAGGGGGAGUAUUACGUGAUAUGCGUGAUAUGCAUAUAUUACGUAUGACUUAGUAUGGCAAGUUGCUGAUUACGUAUAUCACAUGGAGUGCACCAUAUAUUAUUUUAUUUCCUUGUUUGUAUUACAUUACUUUAACAUGACUGCAUGAUCUUGUAUAAAUAGAGGUAGACGUUCAGUACAAAGAGAUCAACCUUCGAC